Iphiclides podalirius (scarce swallowtail) is the source of this 1260-nucleotide messenger RNA. NCBI's taxonomy places the organism in Eukaryota, Metazoa, Arthropoda, Insecta, Lepidoptera, Papilionidae. The record is from the annotation of a GenBank genome assembly.
AUGGAGUCGAGAGUGAAGAACUUCAAAGACGCGCGUACUCUGCCGGAGUGCGAGAAGUCGACACUUAAUCUGAAUACUCCGUUUUCGAUUAACGACAUACUGACUAGAGAGAACGAGGCAAAGUGCGAAUACGAGAGUUUUACUAGUUCGAGUUUCAAAGUGAACUUUUUGGGUAAACCGGCCGGCGUCAAGGACGACGGCUGCCUCGGGAAAGACGUUUCGGAGAAGACCAUGAAGUAUUACGACGAAUGCAGCGCGUACCGCGAUUAUGGUGACGAUGGGGCAUUGGAUAUGUCGAGGAAGAACAACUUCCCGGUCACAGAACUGUCAGAUGACUAUGACUCCAGAUCGUCAACCACAGGCUCACCUAUAAGGCGCAGCAACUCAUCGCCCAACUCCGACGUCGGCUACAAACCCUUCAACCUACACUACGAACCACGCAAGUGCUCGACGCCCCCGCCGAGCGACUCGAGAACCCUCCACUCGCCCAACUACCCGCUUAGCGAGUACACACAAAAUGGAGGCAGGAAAAAGCGCUCCAGAGCGGCCUUCUCCCACGCUCAGGUCUACGAGCUGGAGCGACGGUUCAGCCAGCAGAGGUACCUCUCGGGCCCCGAGCGCGCGGACCUAGCUGUGAGUCUCAAACUCACCGAGACCCAAGUGAAGAUAUGGUUCCAGAAUCGACGGUACAAAACCAAAAGGAAACAGAUGCAAAUGCAGGAAAGCGGAAUGCUAGCCGCCGCAGCGGCGGCCGCGAGCCACGCGCGCAAAGUCGCGGUCAAAGUGCUAGUCAACAACGGCGGGCAGGCCCAGACGAUGUCCGACAUGAAGCCGUACCACACACCGGUGAUAGGCAAAACCCUGAACCCGCUAUUCACGCCGCCGAACCUUCUGGAAGGCUCGCCGAUACUGAAACACUUCGCGGGAGUGUACGGAGUAGACUUCGCCAAGAACCCCGAAUACAAGGCGCUACUGCAAGAGUCGUACAACCAGGCCGUCCUCCAAUCGCUGUACGGGCCCCACUUGGGGGUCAAUUACCCCAACAUCCCGCUGUCGUACAUGUACUACCCCGGCCAUUCCACUUUCGGGAUGCCCGUGCCGUGCGAUGUGGACAGAAAUCCGGGCGAGUCGAGUUUGGAGACCAAGGAGUUCGCGGAUGAAGGCGCGAGGUCGAAGGAGAAAAUCGAAAGAGAGAAAAUGCACGUCGACCUCAACGAGAACAGCAACGAGAGUAUGGCCAGUAACAUUGAAAUAGAAAAC